UCCAACAGUGUCUCUGAGCGCGCGGCUCUCUGUAACUGCAAGCGAGCACAUAACGAAGGUAAAACAUCCUCACACAAGACCGCGAAAAAACGACAUUUAGCGGCGUGGACCAGACAUAUAGAGCCUGUUUGGAAUGUAAAGUGGAUUAUUACGCUUUGGGAUAUUUUUUUACGAAAACUGAGCUAUUGUGCGCUAGACGGGGCAGAGUAACCGUAUGGACUACAUUACCCACAAGGCAUCAUGCAGUCUGCACUGGUUUCCCUAAAUACAGAAAGAGUCCGACCUGGAGGACCUGUCUGGAUGAUUGAGGUCUGAGGAGAUACCAGAAGAAAACAGCACCUCAGCAGAAACACAGCACCUCAUCUGCUCGUCUCCUCAAGUUUAUCCAUUCCAGGAAACGUGGAAGAAGUACUUUUAUUGUCGCCUGACAGAGAUUGGAUUGUUGUGCAAUGUCAUUGGCCUUAUGACUGUUAUUUAAGACUGUUCUCCUCCUAACUCCCUCUCCUCUUUUAGGAUAUUUUCUUGUUUGUCGCUGCGUUUGACGAUCUCACCUCUUCUUUAAUAUCUCUGGGUAUACUGUGGGAUGUACAUUGGAUAUACUGACCUUUGAACCAAAGCGAAUUCAAUGAUUUCCUUCUGUUCAGGAUAAUAACCCCAAAUCUCCAGCACUUUUAAAAUGAAUUUCUUCAGAUUCUCAGUCCAGUUGCAGCUGCUGAUCAGUACUGUGCUUGGGCCCUGUUUGGGCCUAGAGUUUACAGGGUCGCAAGGUCAGUGGGCACGCUAUCUCCGCUGGGACGCCAGCACCAGAAGUGACCUCAACUUCCAGUUCAAAACAGACGUGUCCAGCGCCUUAAUCCUGUACUUUGACGAUGGUGGCUUCUGUGACUUCCUGCAACUCAUGGUGGUCGAAGGGAAGCUCCAGUUGCAGUUCGGCAUUGACUGUGCUGAGACCACCGUCAUAUCGGACAAGCGAGUCAAUGACAGCAGCUGGCAUUCUGCCACCCUGAGCAGGUACAACCUGAGAACUGUGCUGGUUCUGGAUGGAGUGAGCAAAUCGGGCGAGGUGCGGCCACAGAGGCAGUACAUGAAGAUCGUUAGUGACCUCUUCCUGGGCGGAGUCCCUCAAGAUAUUCGUAUUUCUGUGCUCACUCUCCCAACAGUGAAGGAUCUUCCGCCAUUUAAGGGAAUUAUCAGGGAACUGAAGUACAAUAACAAGGAACCUAUUCUGCUAAGCAGCCAGAGGGUCCGCAUGGACAUAGAGGGGAUCUGCAUGGAGAACCCAUGUGAGAACGGAGGAACGUGCUCCGUUGUGGAUGGGGAACUGCUUUGUGAUUGUUCUAAGACGGAAUAUGUUGGCCGAUUCUGCAACGAAGAGGCCAACAACAUCCCAGGAUUUGCACACAUGAUGAUGGCGGAUCAAGCCAAGGGCAAAGCACGAGAAGAGAACGUGGCCACAUUUAGAGGUUCCGAGUACUUCUGCUUCGACUUGUCUCAGAAUCCCAUCCAGAGCAGCAGCGAUGAAAUCACAUUGUCCUUCAAAACCUGGCAAAGAAAUGGCCUUAUCCUUCACACGGGCAAGUCAGCAGACUACGUCAACCUGGCCCUGAAAGAUGGGGCUGUUUCGUUGGUCAUCAACUUGGGAUCCGGAGCCUUUGAGGCCAUUGUCGAGCCAGUCAAUGGCAAAUUCAACGACAAUGCCUGGCAUGACGUGAAAGUCACGCGCAACCUCAGACAGCAUUCAGGUAUUGGACACGCUAUGGUAAACAAACUACAUUGUCUGGUGACAAUAUCUGUGGACGGCAUCCUGACUACAACAGGCUAUACGCAGGAGGACUACACAAUGCUGGGAUCAGAUGAUUUCUUCUACGUCGGAGGAAGUCCAAGCACAGCAGACUUACCUGGGUCGCCCGUCAGCAACAACUUUAUGGGUUGCCUGAAAGAAGUUGUUUACAAAAACAAUGACAUCCGGCUGGAGCUCUCCCGGCUCGCCCGCAUUGUGGAUCCCAAAAUGAAGAUCCAGGGAGAUGUGGUGUUUAAGUGCGAGAACGUGGCCACCCUGGACCCCAUCUCAUUCGAGACACCCGAGGCCUACAUCAGCCUACCCAAGUGGAACACCAAACGCAUGGGCUCCAUCUCCUUCGACUUCCGUACCACUGAACCAAACGGCCUUAUUCUCUUCACCCACGGGAAACCGCAGGAAAGAAAGGACGCCCGCAGUCAAAAGAACACAAAAGUGGACUUUUUUGCAGUAGAGCUUCUGGAUGGAAGUUUGUACCUGCUGCUGGACAUGGGCUCUGGGACUAUCAAAGUGAAAGCCACACAGAACAAGGUGAACGACGGGGCCUGGUAUCAUGUGGACAUCCAACGAGAUGGAAGAUCAGGCACCAUAUCUGUUAACAGCCGCCGCACUCCAUUCACUGCCAGUGGUGAAAAUGAGAUCUUGGACCUGGAGGGGGACAUGUACUUGGGCGGCCUCCCCGAUACCCGGGCCGGUCUUAUCCUUCCCACCGAACUAUGGACUGCCAUGUUAAACUACGGCUAUGUGGGAUGCAUUCGCGACCUGUUCAUUGAUGGUCGCAGUAAGGACAUCAGGCAAAUCGCUGCGGACCAGAACGGUGCAGGCAUCAAACCUUCCUGCAACAAGGUGUCAGGCAAACAGUGCGACAGCUAUCCGUGCAAGAACAAAGGCAUGUGCAAAGAAGGGUGGAAUCGCUUUAUCUGUGACUGCACAGGCACCGGUUACUGGUCCCGUACAUGUGAGAGGGAGGCGUCCAUCUUGAGCUAUGACGGGAGCAUGUACAUGAAAGUGGUGAUGCCUACUGUGAUGCACACUGAAGCGGAGGACGUGUCCCUUCGCUUCAUGUCUCAGCGGGCAUAUGGCCUGCUCAUGGCCACCACCUCACGCGACUCUGCCGACACUCUUCGGCUAGAGCUGGACGGCAGUCGCGUCAAACUCACGGUCAACUUAGACUGUAUCAGGAUAAACUGUAACUCCAGCAAAGGACCAGAGACACUGUAUGCCGGACAAAAACUCAAUGAUAAUGAAUGGCAUACUGUGCGCGUGAUCCGGAGGGGCAAAAGCUACAAGCUAAUGGUUGACGAUGACGUAGCAGAAGGUCAGAUGGUGGGCGAUCACACCCGGUUAGAGUUUCACAACAUCGAGACGGGCGUGAUGACCGAGCGCCGUUUCGUCUCCAUGAUCCCCUCCAGUUUCAUCGGCCACCUGCAGAGCCUCAAGUUCAAUGGCAUGCUCUACAUCGACCUGUGCAAGAACGGCGAUAUCGACUACUGCGAGCUCAACGCUCGCUUCGGCAUGCGCUCCAUCAUCGCAGACCCCGUGACAUUCAAGUCCAAGAGCAGUUACCUAAGUCUAGCGACUUUGCAGGCUUACACAUCCAUGCACCUUUUCUUCCAGUUCAAGACGACCUCUCCAGAUGGAUUCAUCCUCUUCAACAGCGGGGAUGGAAGUGAUUUCAUCGCUGUAGAGCUGGUGAAAGGGUACAUACAUUACGUGUUUGAUCUUGGCAACGGGCCCAAUGUAAUCAAGGGCAACAGUGACCGAGCUCUCCAUGACAACCAGUGGCAUAACGUUGUCAUCACUAGAGACAACAGUAACGUCCACACACUCAAGGUCGAUGCCAAGGCAGUGAGUCAAGUCGUCAACGGCGCUAAAAAUCUGGACCUUAAAGGUGACCUCUACAUCGCUGGAUUGGGGCCCAACAUGUAUAACAGCCUGCCCAAACUUGUGGCCUCUAGGGAUGGUUUUAAGGGUUGCCUGGCAUCUGUGGACCUGAACGGACGCCUUCCCGACCUCAUAAAUGACGCCUUGUUCCGCAGUGGUCAGAUCGAGCGGGGAUGCGAAGCAUCCAAAAGUGAACUUGGUUUCACCAAAGCAGAUCUACAAGGUCCUAGCACUACAUGCCAAGAAGACUCCUGUGCCAACAUGGGGAUCUGCAUCCAGCAAUGGGAGAACUACACCUGCGACUGUUCAAUGACCUCCUACACCGGGUCGCAGUGUAAUGACCCUGGAACAACAUAUAUCUUUGGGAAAGGAGGAGGCCUCAUAACCUUUAACUGGCCAGCCAACGAGCGGCCAAGCACCCGUACGGACAGGCUGACAGUGGGCUUUAGCACUUCGCUCAAGGAUGGGAUCCUGAUCCGCAUCGACAGCGCCCCUGGCCUGGGAGACUACCUCAUGCUCCACAUUGAGCAAGGCAAAAUUGGAGUCACAUUCAACAUCGGAACGUCUGACAUCACUGUUCAGGAGAGCAGCACCGCUGUAAAUGACGGCAAGUACCAUGUAGUGCGCUUCACCCGAAAUGGGGGCAAUGCUACACUUCAGGUGGACAACUGGGCCAUCAAUGAGCACUUCCCCUCAGGUAACAGCGAUAAUGAGAGAAUUCAAAUGGCCAAUAAGAAAAUUCCUUUCAAAUAUGCCCGGCCCGUAGAGGAAUGGCUUCAGGAGAAAGGGCGGCAGUUAACGAUAUUCAACACCCAGGCCACAAUAAGAAUUGGUGGUUCAGAUGGCAAGAGGCCAUUUCAGGGCCAACUCUCUGGACUCUACUACAACGGUCUCAAAGUGCUCAACAUGGCCGCUCAGGGCAACCCUAACAUCAAAAUCAAUGGCAGCGUUCGCCUGGUGGGGGAGGUUCCCUCCGCAGGUUCAGCCAGAACCACGGCCCUCCCCCCGGAGAUGUCCACCACCUUUAUCGAGACCACCACCACCAUGUCCACCACCACCACGAGGAAACACCGCACUCCACCCACAAUACAGGUACGAUCCUAGACUCAAAAGCACAAAUUCAAAU
Carassius auratus (goldfish) is the source of this 4808-nucleotide messenger RNA. RefSeq names its product neurexin 3a (gene nrxn3a). Bases 677 to 4786 code for a protein of 1369 amino acids. The transcript has 23 exons. The record is from RefSeq and is a predicted model, not a curated record. Lineage: Eukaryota; Metazoa; Chordata; Actinopteri; Cypriniformes; Cyprinidae.